CCAAUCACACGCCGCGACUGGCGUUAACCGGAAGGAGUUAUAUUUACUUCAUUUUCACAGAAGCUUUGGAAAACGUCUGCGAGGAUGACCUGUAACAGCAGUGUGACUCGUGUUAAUGUGUCAUCGGUGGGUCAGGCACUUCGAGCACCAGUCCACCUAAUGCCCUGUGAGAUUGAACACAAUGGACCAGCCCAAGUCUCACAAUACCUCACUGCUACCACCAAAGACCGCAAAUAUGAGAAAACGGUGUCAUUCAGGGGGCGUGGGCUGAAGGGGCAGGAGCUCAGCUGUCCACAGGGCUACACCGGCCUGGUGCUCAAGGAGAUCAACAAGACCGGCUCUGACCAGGAGGACAGGACAGUGAGGGUGUCCUCUGUGUUUGACAAGGUGACCUACUGGAACCUGGAAACGGCUCCCAAUUCAGACGAUACAGUUGUCAUGGCGAUGGACUGGCCUGAGCUGGCUGAGGCGAUUCACGGGCCAGUAGAAGACUGAAGAAAAAGACGACUAAGAGGAGGCAGACUGGCUUCGCCUCAGUGCUUCAGGAGUAAAAUGUACACAACAAAAAACCGAUAGAUGUAGUGUUUAUAUUUUUGUAUAUAUUCUUUUCUAGUGAAAUAAAAAACAAUUAUGUUGAAUCUGA
Thunnus maccoyii (southern bluefin tuna) is the source of this 643-nucleotide messenger RNA. It is a transcript of the gene rnaseh2c, whose product is annotated as ribonuclease H2, subunit C. The transcript is spliced from 5 exons. The coding region runs from base 85 to 495 and encodes 136 amino acids. Gene Ontology annotation, biological process: RNA catabolic process. The record is from RefSeq and is a predicted model, not a curated record. Gene Ontology annotation, cellular component: ribonuclease H2 complex. NCBI's taxonomy places the organism in Eukaryota, Metazoa, Chordata, Actinopteri, Scombriformes, Scombridae.